AUGUACUCGAUCAGAGAGAAAGACUGACGUCGAUUGAAGGAAAGGGUCAAUAGAGCCUUGAAGUCAGAGAGUACAGAUUUGUUACAGUUGCUGUCCUCUCACCAUUCUUGAUCCAGAGUCCACUGACUGGCUCUAUCUGAUGCAUGGAAUGUCAUCCUGAAUUGAAUACAUGUAUCCAUCUGGUACACAUACACCAAGAUUUUUCCAUGAGAUGCUAUAAUUUUAUGCCAUCAUGCUACUUAAUAUUAUGAGAAUAUUUGGUACAGAAUGUAAUGUUUCGGAAAAGAAACUUUAGCAAGUACUGAAGUCACAGGAUUCUUGUGAGGAAAAAAAGAUGGCAGCUCCAAAUAUGGUUGUCUUUCUCUCCAGUCUUAUGCAAAGGAGACAACACAUCCGCUAACACAAAAUUGUUGGAUUGCAGAUGGCAGCAGAAAAUGGAAAAUGCGAACCAAUGGAGACAGAUCACAUCUACGGUUCUGACAGGUAGGAAACCAGCUGCAUUUACACAAGGAGGUGGCUGAAAUCAUGCAGCCUUUGGACUCAGAGAAAAGCUUAAUCAAAAUCAGCCACUGUAACAAAGACAUAUUUGGCUCUUCUGUGCCCAAGCACUGCCCUCUUUGUGGUCAGAGUCUGGUCUACAGGAAACUGGAAGAAGCACCAGUCAGCAUCCCUAGUCCAUUUGUGAACGGGCACAGAGAAAGAUGUUCUUUUUUGCUUAAACCUACUACAGGAACAUUUCUAAGUGGCUAUGAUGGAAGUUCUGACCUUCAUGUUGGGAUAACCAGUACCAAAGGUUUGGUGUAUAAUUACAACGAAGCAGGAGUUCACAAAGCUGAACAUGGGUGGGAACAAUGUGUGAACAUUCCUCUCGUCCAGCCUGACAUGUAUGGCCUUCUUGAGCAAUGGGAUUUAUACCUAGAACAAUUCUCAGCAGCAGAGAUCUGGCUUCCUCACAGGUACGAUGAACAUCUCCACAAUUGUUACACGUAUGCACUAAUGUUUAUUAACUGUGUGCUGAGUGCCCAAAAGCAGCAGCCAAUGAAUAAAAGUGAAUUUACAGAGAAAUUUGUGAUUCCACGUACAAGAAAAGCUUCCAAAUAUAUCACUAUCUAUAAAGAAAUAUGCAAGAAUGGCUUCUAUACUGUUGAUCACCCUAGUCAAGAAGGAGGCACUUCCACUGUGGGCCAUUUGACUUCAUAAUUAAGCACUCACAGAUAAUGAAUGAAAGUAAGAUCAACAGGUUCAAGCAUUUGUGCUUUUUGUUCCUAUCCUCUCUCAUGGACAAAGAGAUGCUGGGACUCGUACAUGGUUUAAUAUAUGUUUGUUUGUAAGGAAGUGGAGACUGAUGAGGAUUAUUCUCAGUCAUCUGUGAGACUGCAGAACCUUGAGUUUGCUUCUAGCCUUCUAAACCAUGGCAUCUACUAUUACAUAAAGCUGUUGGCUUGGUUCCUAGCUAGGCACAGACCUUCCAUUCACAAGACAGGAUUGGGGUACAGCAGAAGAUACCUCCUGGCAGUAGAAUGGGUGGUAGAGGAAAACAAUUUUCACCAAUUCUCAUAUAUCUCCCUUCAGGACACCCUUCCCCCCUCCACCAAUCCAUUACAAGCACAAAGAGCAGCAGGAGGAAUGGGAAAGUCCCUUUUUCUGCUUUCCUUGGCAGGACUGUCCAUAAAGUCUACUCCUCCUGCCAACAACAGCAGAUGUUGGAUCCAGCCGUUAUGUGUGGUCACUGACUGCCUUGGGAUGAAAUUCUUUACAUUCCAGUACAAUAUUUAAUAAACUACAAUCACUAUAGAGGCUGGCAGUUCGAAAAUUUUAAAUGCUAUAUUCUGGAUAUAUUUUUGAGUUAAAUAUAAAUGUUUUAACCAAGGCUAAAAUCUUAUGCACAUUUACUCAUGUAUAAGACCCAUGGAUUCAGUGAGCAAAAUCCUAUUGCUUAGUUAACACUUGCAGAAGGCAAACAGGAGAGCUUGUGCCUUCUGGCCAACAAUUAAUGAAUUGCUGCUGAGAUUCUUGAGCAUGCACCAAGCCAGAGAACAUGCAGACCCCUGAGAAUACCUGCAACAACUCAUUAAUUGCCAGCUAGAAGUGAAUGAAUGUUAUUCCACUUGCUUUCCAAAUGGAUUUCAGCCACUGGAAUUUACAUCUACAUAUACAGGAACAGAAUUGCUCAAUCUAUAAACCAAGUUAAGUCCAAACAUUAGCAAUCUGCAAAUUUCAAACCUGUGAUGCAUCCAGAGCAGGCCCAGUCUUCUCAUCUGUACUUUGUGAGAAAUGAGUGCUAGUGUAGAAGCAACCACUGUUGUAUUAUGGAGCUAAGGCCUUCUGUAGGACACUACCAAUGUUCUGC
Messenger RNA from Pogona vitticeps (central bearded dragon), 2350 nucleotides. The record is from RefSeq and is a predicted model, not a curated record. Lineage: Eukaryota; Metazoa; Chordata; Lepidosauria; Squamata; Agamidae.